AUGGCAUACAAAGGCAAGAUAAAACCCAAGAAAGUGCACAAUGAAAAGUCGUCGGAUCGUCGUUUGGCCUCUGGUUACAGACCUAACAGCUUCUUGAAGAGUAAUCAGGAACUCACAAUCAAGGAUCAUAAAGCUUUAGAGAGAACGGUACCUGUUUUAAAUGAUAUUUUGAAAGCCAGAAAGGACGAAUCAAAGAAAUCGGGAAAAGUUGUGGAAAGGGUGGAUCCUAAAACGGGACGUAAAUGGUACGAUGCAUCUCUAGUGGACUGGAAUCCGUCACAUUUUAGGCUAUUUGUUGGUAAUUUGGGUCCAGAUGUUACAGAAGAGCUGCUUUUCCGGAUCUUUAUCAAAUAUCCUUCUCUUUCAAAAGUGAAGAUUCCAAGUGAGAUGAAGAAUGAUAAAGUGGAAAACAAAGGUUAUGGAUUCAUAUCGUUUGCAGACGCUGACGACUAUCUACACUGCUUCAAAGAGAUGAAUGGAAAAUAUGCUGGAAGCAAACCCAUUGUCUUGCAAAAGGCCAGAACGGAGAUAGGGAAAACAGUAAGCAAGGGAAAAUACCUGCAGAUUCAUCAUCAAAACAAUCGCAAGCCCAAGAAAGAUAGAAAAAGGAAGCCACUUGUAUAG
Molecule: messenger RNA, 624 nt
Organism: Brettanomyces nanus
Lineage: Eukaryota; Fungi; Ascomycota; Pichiomycetes; Pichiales; Pichiaceae
Exons: 1
Coding region: 1-624 (207 amino acids)
Molecular function (GO): mRNA binding
Source: RefSeq, a predicted model, not a curated record